Molecule: messenger RNA, 2491 nt
Organism: Salvelinus fontinalis (brook trout)
Lineage: Eukaryota; Metazoa; Chordata; Actinopteri; Salmoniformes; Salmonidae
Product: myeloid-derived growth factor-like
Exons: 5
Coding region: 203-610 (135 amino acids)
Biological process (GO): positive regulation of endothelial cell proliferation; positive regulation of angiogenesis
Source: RefSeq, a predicted model, not a curated record
UAUGCAGGGUGAAAAAGAACAAUACAUUAAACUGUUUAACCACAUACGUGUUUGUAUUUGAAAAUAUCAGGAAGUUUCGCGUAUUUGAGAGCAAACGCGUGUUUUUCCCGAAUUCCCUCAUCACUUGAAUUAUUUAGAGUUCCCUGUGACAACACUCGGCAGAGCACUCGCACGAGUUGUCGGUCAGUAGCAGUAGACCAAAAUGGCGCAAAAUAACUUUGCAUUUCUUGCUUUGUUGGUUGUAACGUCAACAGUUACAUUGGCUAGUGCCGAUGAGCGAACGCAAACUGUGGAAUUCAACGUAAAACCCGGCGGAAUGGUGCACACGUUCUCUGAGAAAAUGAGAGAAUAUGAAUGUUCAUUCACGUAUGCAUCACAAGGGGGAACCAACGAGCAAUGGCUGAUGAGUGUGAGCCUGAGCGAGGACGACAGUCUGUUCUCCUGCUCUUUGUGGAGACCCCAAGGGAAGUCCUACCUGUUUUUCACACAGUUCAAGGCUGAGCUGAAAGGAGCCAAGAUUGAGUAUGCCAGUGCAUAUUGCCCUUCUGUCUGUCUCAGUGAUAAUGAUGUAGAACUGCAUAUCCCAAUGGAAACAUGUCUUCUACAUUGACUGUAUGUACCUACCUACACAUUUUUAGACUUCGGUAUGUUUUUAUCCUGAUUUACUGGCAAGCUACAGUUGAAGACGGAAGUUUACGUACACUUAGGUUGGAGUCAUUAAACUAGUUUUUCAACCACUCCACACAUUUCUUUUUAACAAACUAAAGGUUUGGCAAGUCGUUUAGGACUUUGUGCAUGACACAAGUAAUUUUUCCAACAAUUGUUUACAGACAGAUUAUUUCACUUAUUUUUAUUUAUUUAUUUCACCUUUAUUUAACCAGGUAGGCUAGUUGAGAACAAGUUCUCAUUUGCAACUGCGACCUGGCAGUUAAUUCACUGUAUCACAAUUCCAGUGGGUCAGAAGUUUACAUACACUAAGUUGACUGUGCCUUUAAACAGCUUGGAAAAUUCCAGAAAAUUAUGUCAUGGCUUUAGAAGCUUCUGAUAGGCUAAUUGACAUCAUUUGAGUCAAUUGGAGGUGUACCUGUGGAUGUAUUUCAAGGCCUACCUUUAAACUCAGUGCCUCUUUGCUUGACAUCAUGUGAAAAUCAAAAGAAAUCAGCCAAGACCUCAGAUAAAAAAUUAUAGACCUCCUCAAGUCUGGUUCAUCCUUGGGAGCAAUUUCCAAACGCCUGAAGGUACCACGUUCAUCUGUACAAACAAUAGUACGCAAGUAUAAACACCAUGGGACCAAGCAGCCGUCACACGGAUCAGGAAGGAGACGCGUUCUGUCUCCUAGAGAUGAACGUACUUUGGUGCAAAAAGUGCAAAUCAAUCCCAGAACAACAGCAAAGGACCUUGUGAAGAUGCUGGAGGAAACAGGUACAAAAGUAUCUAUAUCCACAGUAAAACAAGUCCUAUAUCGACAUAACCAGAAAGGCCGCUCAGCAAGGAAGCCACUGCUCCAAAACCACCAUGGAAAAGACAGACUACGGUUUGCAAAUGCACAUGGGGACAAAGAUCGUACUUUUUGGGGAAAUGUCCUCUGGUCUGAUGAAACAAAAAUAGAACUGUUUAGCCAUAAUGACCAUCGUUAUGUUUGGAGGAAAAAGGGGGAGGCUUGCAAGCCGAAGAACACCAUCCCAACCGUGAAGCACGGGGAUAGCAGCAUCAUGUUGUGGGGGUGCUUUGCUGCAGGAGGGACUGGUGCACUUCACAAAACAGAUGGCAUCAUGAGGAAAGAAAAUUCUGUGGAUAUAUUGAAGCAACAUCUCAAGACAUCAGUCAGGAAGUUAAAGCGUGGUCGCAAAUGGGUCUUCCAAACGAACAAUGACCCCAAGCAUACUUCCAAAGUUGUGGCAAAAUGGCUUAAGGACAACAUUCAAGGUAUUGGAGUGGCCAUCACAAAGCCCUGACCUCAAUCCCAUAUAAAAGUUGUGGGCAGAACUGAAAAACCAUGUGCGAGCAAGGAGGCCUACAAACCUGACUCAGUUACACCAGCUCUGUCAGGAGCAAUGGGCCAAAAUUCACCCAACUUAUUGUGGGAAGCUUGUGGAAGGCUACCCAAAACAUUUGAUCCAAGUUAAACAAUUUAAAGGCAAUGCUACCAAAUACUAAUUGAGUGUAUGUAAACUUCUGACCCACUGGUAAUGUGAUGAAAGAAAUAAAAGCUGAAAUAAAUAAUUCUCUCUGCUUUUAUUCUGACAUUUCACAUUCUUAAAAUAAAGUGGUGAUCCUACCUGACCUAAGAUAGGGAAUUGUUACUAGGAUUAAAUGUCAGGAAUUGUGAUAGAGUUUAAAUGUAUAUGGCUAAGGUGUAUGUAAACUUCCAACUUCAACUGUAAAUCAAAGCUAAUAUAGGGCUUUAUAUGGGUAGAGAUGAUAAAAUAGAUUGUCAUGGCAACACACAGUACCAGUCAAAAGUUUGGACACAGCUACUCAUUCAAAGGGU